AGAUGAACAAACUGCAGGACAUUCUGCAGACCUCAGAAGAUAAUCCAGAUGCAAGUGGGCAUCCUUCCACCUCCACAUCAUGGGGCUUGCGCCAAUCUGCAGCCCAAGAUGAGUGGCGGAAAGCGAGGUCUCAUCAUCUGAGCUGCUUGCUGUCCUGCAACGUGGUUCCAGAGAAGAACUGCAGCCACUGCACAUCUCCUGCCAUCAUUCGAUGCAGAGACUGCAUGCCAGAGGAGUGGCUGUGUACGGAGUGUGACAUACACAUCCACAAAAAACACACACUCCAUAACAGGGAGUCCUGCAUUGGGGGAAUUUACAAGCCCAUAGAGCCAACAGUGUGCUGCGUAAAGCAAAAUGGCGGAUAUACACUCGUCAAUCAAGUAUGUCUUUUGCCUACAGUGAGGCCUGUCCAGUUGUGCACGUGUGAUCCUGCAACCAUAACAGAAUCAGCUGGUAGAGCAAUAAUUAUGGUUUGCAUAAAUGGUCGGUAUGAUUUGCACUUGCCAAACUUGUCUUGCAAAUUAUGUCUGACACAGUGGACACCUGACAUGAGUGACCUCAUACGCAGUGGGUACUGGCCAGCAUCUGUGAAUGCUGACACAUUGUUUUCAAUGGAUGUCUUUACUUCAUUUGAAGAGUUGAAAACUGUGGCUCCCAGUUUGUCGCGUCAGGGUUUUUUGCGGAUGUUGGAGAAGAGGACCUGUCAAUUUGGAAGGGCUGGCAAAAUCCACGGAGACGUAUUCCAAAGGAGUUAUUUGGAGUACACAUUCUGCCAGUACCAUUGUGAGAAUAUGGCCAGUGUAGAGCACUUCACCUGCCCGGCGUGUACACCCAACAUGAUAGCUCUUUGCGCAGAUGGCAACAGAAAGCAGUACCGAUUUCGACAGUCAAAAGGGUCAGAGCAACCAUAUUUUGACGGUACUUUCAUCGCCAAGGACGCUGAAGUACAGCAUUUUGUUGAGGAGAUCAGGAGUAAAAUGAAAAGUACUGCCGGCAGAGGAAUCUGUGGAGCCAGUCGGUGGUCUGCUGCACGGGAGACAGCCAGAAGAGCUAGUAAACUGGAUGAAGAGGGCAUUGAGGUGGUUGUUUGCCGACACGGAGUGCUAUUGAAGGCCCUCAACAUGUAUAGGGGGGAAAUAUUUGCUUAUCCGCUGUUCCUGCAAAAGGAGCUUCAGGCAGCCACAAAUGGACAGUUCUUUUGCACGGAUAUUGCUUGCAAGUAUUGGCCCUACCUUGAAAAGUUGUCGGUCUCCAUGUCAGAACUCAGACCUUUACUGCAGAUGAGACCAUUCCUUUCUGUCAUGCAUGCCAAGGCCCAUUCAACAAAGUGUGAGAUAAUCUGGAGUGGCAAAAAUCAAGAGGGUGCUGGUACAACUGCAGGGGAGGAGGUCGAAAUGGUAAACAGCUACCUCUCUCGUUGUGCCCUCACAACCAAGUACAUGACAAAAUCUGCCAGGAAUGACAUGUUAACAGUCCAUGCUAUUGGAUGGAACCGACGGAAGCAGGAAGGCCUUCAUCUUGCAUUAUCCAGCAGAUACGUCAAGACUUGUGAAAAGGCGGAGGCUGAUUCUCAGAGACUGGAAGAUUUGACCAAUCAUCUUGGUUGCCCUGAGAACAUGGUGCAUCAGUGGGUUCAUGAUGUCAGAGAAUGGGCUUCCGAUGAUUCUGCAGGUACCAGAUGUGAUGACCAACAACCUCUUCAAGAAUCAAUUGAAGAAAUGUUCCUUGCGGUUCAUCACAGAAAAGCCAGCCUUUAUAAUCAGACUGACAGCAACAAAAUCCGACAGUUGCGACGAAGGAAAUUGGGAGAAGAGAAGAAAAAACUGUUUGAAAAAAUCAAGCUGUACAAUGAGCAGGUUGCAGAUGAGGAGCGCAUCCUUGAGGAUAAGGUGGAAAGCAGACUCUCUGUGGUGGAAGGAGACAGUGGGGCAGACUGUCUAAUAUGGCCGUGGGAAGUGCACAGCAGAGAAUCGAGCAAUAUCCUUACGAAGAAGAAGAUUUUUGAUGUUUACAUGUCAAAAAUGCGGCUUCAAGAGGAAAAGAUCAUUUUGAUAAGGGAGAUGAGACAGCAUUGCACCUACCUCAGAAAGCUGGCCUGGAGUCUCCGCAAAAUGAUGUCCGAAAUGUCUUCUGGCAGGAACAGUGGCAGUUUAAGUGAAGAGGGGCAUCGUGGGCUGCUGUGUCUUCAUCAGAAAAGGCUUGCUGAUGUGGAGGAGAAGUUCCAAGUCGUUAGCUCAAGGUACAGCCAGGCUUUAGGACCGAAUGCUGCUUCUCUGCUUGAGGAUGGACCCGAGGACAUACCGGAGGACGACAAAGAACAUGUAUAUGAGAGUUCAGAUGAGAGUGAUUUUGAGGCAGUGUAAACCAGUUUUUCGAAACACUAGCUUUAUAGAUGGAAAGGUAUUGCAUCGGAUUUAUGUAUGUCAAGCGCGAUAUAAUCUUCCCUGCAAGAGCAUGUAUGACCUCCAGCUCUCUCAGAGCAGACACUUCCUCACACGAGGUGGCUGCUCUGUGCGCGUACUGUGUAGUUUCAUACAUGAAGAUGUCAUUAUGUAACUCUUCCAAUGCUUUGUGUCACGCUCUCAGCUACCUGCACGAGUCUUGGUUGUAGAAUUGUUAUGCAAAGACUAAAAUCUGUGCGCAGCAUAUAUAAUUUGCUUGUGAGCAUGUUUUAUCCUGCUCGCGACAUAUGACAUAAAUCUGAUCCAAUAUUCAGAAAAAUAUGAAAACAACACAUACAAAACUACAAAACCAAUACAACAACAAAUAUGUGCUGCAAAUAUAAAAAUAUGUAGCUAAAUGCCUUAACUAAUACGCAACUGCAAACUGCUCUAAACACAAAUUAAGUAAAAAACAAACACUGAAUACAAGUGCAUUAACAGGGAUUGACCACACCUAGAGGAUGACACACACCACGCAAACUAUUUAAAUUCAUUUUUACAAUGACAAUGUAGUAAUUGUAAUUUCUCUGCAGUUACAUCUGCCAUGUCGUGUUGUACAUUUGGUUGGCUGUCAGUGUUUUCUAUCUAUAACUAUUUUCCAUCAAAUCGCUCUGAAAGUGAUCCCAAACAAUAUUGUUUACCACUGUUUGUCAUUAUUACAUAUAUAUCAUGUCAUGCUGUUUCACUUAGCACUCCUUUUUAGACAAGUAGAACUGUUUUGACUAGAUAUGCAGUGUUUAAGUUGCAUAUGUUUUGGGGGUUUGGAAUAUUCACUGCAUGUUUCUGCUAGCAUAAGUGCUUUGAACCACUGUAGCGCAUUUGCCCAGGUCGGCCACUGUAUGAAACAGCAUUGAUCGUAUGACACGCAUAACGGCAACAUGAAUGUCCAAAAGGCAAAGAGAUAAUCAUAUUUAAAUAGCUACGUUAAAGAUAUCUUUACCGUAUCUGCCCCAUCCGUUUGGGGGCAGAGGACUAAAUAUUGUAAAAUCAUGCUCUUAACUGUAGAAUUAAUCGUCAUUCAAAAAUGUGAAAAAC
Perca fluviatilis (European perch) is the source of this 3476-nucleotide messenger RNA. RefSeq lists its product as uncharacterized. NCBI's taxonomy places the organism in Eukaryota, Metazoa, Chordata, Actinopteri, Perciformes, Percidae. The record is from RefSeq and is a predicted model, not a curated record. The transcript is spliced from 13 exons. The coding region runs from base 3 to 2363 and encodes 786 amino acids.